AUGUGGGCUGCGGCCAGUUCGCAGCCUCAGCUUCGGGGCAGUCCUUCGGGCUCGCGGCGGCCCGGGUUCGCUAGCGGUGUGGGUGGCACCGCCGCCGCAUCGUCCAACCCGCUCAACAAGCCGCUCGGAAGCUUGCCGACCGGCUCUCACGCCGGCUCCGCUGCAGGGCUGCGUGGCACGCCGCACCACAGCACCAACCAGAACCGAGCCAGGCAGGUUCCGUACGGCGUGCUCGUCGACGGAGCGACGCCGGCCUCCAUCAGCUGCCUGCCGCUGCCGGAAGGCGCGGUCGUGAGCUGGCGUCGCUUCUACAAGGGCAAACAAAGGGCGCAGCCGCAAGCCUCUGGCGCCGGAACUUCCGAUGCCAGUCAGGCUCCCGCCGGCACACGGCCUCCUCCGCUUCCUCUGCCUCCUGCAUUCAGCAUCUCCGAAGACUGCAGGGUCCGACAUGAACCUAGUGACGAUGCCGAGGCGGCGUGGAGCCACGCCCUGGCCGCGUUGAGCCGGCUAGCGGCACAAGAAAGGCGGGCGAGCCUGGACCAACAGCGUCGCAGAAGACGUCAGCAGCAGCGGUUUCGCCCGUCUGAGGAUGGCUCGGAGGGCGCAUCGACGCCUGCAGCGUCUGACGAGCUGCUCUCCGGCACGCUCUACGCCGUCGAACGGAGCUGCGAUGGCCACUCGGGCACUGGCGACCAGCCAUCAGCCUGCACAGCGGACCCGCACGAAUUUGUCCAACAUGCUUCCUCUUCUUGCACCGGCGAAGCCUCUCUGUGGCUGUACGACGUAGGGCUGCCAACGGCGGCGGCAUCCACGUCGACCCACAGCAAUCACCCCUCUGGUCCAACGUUGGAGCUGAUGGCCAACGUGGAUCCGGAGCCCAGGGCUCUCAGGAGCCACGGAGUGAAUCCUGCCAGCGUGGUUCCGAGCGUCUCUUUGCACAAUCCACUUCCAGGGAAUGGUUCGAUGUCCUUCAUCGAGGGGGACGACGACCUCAAGCGCCAAGUUUCCGCAAGCCUCGAAGCCCUGACUGCUGCGGAAAGUGGAACAUACCCGCUCGCUAGCGCCUACCGCACACCGCAGAAAGAGAGCCGUAACGCUUCAGACCAGCCAGCCACGCCCGAGGCCUCUUCGCUCUUGCCUGAAGUCAAUACGGGCCGGGCCCAUCGCAUGCUGCUGCAUGCCCUCGAGGACAAGCUGGCCGACCUAUUCGUCCUGCAGAGGUCUGACGAGAUCGACCACGGCGCGGACCAGGACGACGAGGGCGACCGCGCCGCCGACCUCGGAGUCGGCCAUCCCUCAGAUGCAGACGAAGGUGCGGGCGCCGAUGCCCGGGCAGCAGAAGAGGAGCGGCAAAAUUUAGAUGACUCGGUCCAAAGCGACCUGGUGGCCUCGCCAUCGCCGACAAAGGCGCCUCAAGGCGCGCCGGCCACCGCCAGGCACCGGCAGCCCUCUGCCUCGACACGGAUCGCUGAGCCGGCGAAAGUAUGCCGGGAAGGUCUCGCCGCUCGCGACAAGGCGAAGCCGAGUUCCAACGGGCGCGUUCAGUUCGGCUUUGACGACAGCAACGUGACGACCGCCUCGGAUGUCAGCGAUCAGCACGACGCUGGCUCGCUCCUUUUGCGCUUCAAAGCGUAUACCGCCGCAUCUGACUUGGUCAUCGAGAUGCACCCGGCCAGGAGACAGCUCCGGCCCUUGCGGCCUACGGACGACGGCGCAGGCCACACGCACGUCGUACUGCUCCCAAGCGGCCGUUCAAGCACGCUGCGGCAGCGGAUCAAAUUGCCCUUCGGCCACGAGUCGGCUGGGAUAUCCACGCGCGCCGACGGAGCGGAUGCGCUGCCGGAGGGGAUCGACAAGCAGCUCAAUCUGGUGCCGUUCCUGACGACGCGACCUUUCUCUGGCCAGCGCCGCUAUGCCUCGUUGGCCAGCCCUCAGCGGCCGACGUGGAUUCAGGUCCAGACGGUCGUGGGCCGAGCGGGCAACCCGGACGUCUCCCGCAUCACGCUCGAGAUGCUCCAAGCCCUCAGCGCAGCCCCGAUGCCCCGCGAGCCCCAAACGGACCUCGAAUUCAACGGCAUCGACGAAGACAACCUUCCUGAGACCAGCGAAACUCUGCUGCCAGACACGGCGUUAUCAACGGCCUCGCCGGCCCUCGUCGUCGCAGACGAGGCCAUCCCCGAAGAUGCCGUCCUCGACGACAGCAGCGGCGAUGACCCGAAGCCGCUCGUCAAGGCGGGUGCCGAGCAAACUUCAAUGGAGAUGGCCGCUGAUCCUACGACCUCUUCGCAACGUCCGCGGUCUGACCAUCCGAUCCGCCAAACCUCCUCAAACAGCUCGACGAUCGAAAGCGCAACGGGUCCCAGACCCGCGGGGACGAGGACGCCUCAGGCAUACGAUAUGGCGCUCGAUCUUCCGGCCUCGAAGGGGCCGCCUCACGUCAGCGGCUCGGCAGGACCCUCGCCGUUUCAGUGGUCGAUGUUUGCGGGAGCCGGGCAGUCGAACCCGGGGAGCCACGUCGGCACGUCGCGCCGACAGAGCAUGGAAGCUGUCGCCGCUCUCGAAGGGGAAGCACAGGGCCAGAGGCGCCCGGCGGGUGAGGGCGACAUGUUCGACAGCUUCGGCCUGGUGACCGAGGAUGACUUCUCCUUCUUCGACGAGGGCGCCUUUGACCUCGGGUCAGGCUUCAAAGAGAUCGAGGCCAGUUUCCCGCCAACCGUGGACGCACUGCGCGAGGUCCACGAGACGGCAUCGGGCGAGGAGGCCGAGCUUGCAUCGGAUCCGACCGGCCUCAUCGAUAUGGACAUCAGCGGCCUCGACAACCUUGACAGCGGCAGUCUUGAGGCGUUUCUGGCGCCACCAGCGCCACCAGAAGCGUCCGCGCCGCCACCCGUCUCUGCGCGCGAAGCGCCCGCCUCGCAGGUCGCCCACCCACCAAACGACCCGUCACCGGGCUCGUUGUCGCUGCUACCAGAGGCUCAAGGCACGAGCGCGGCAGUGAUGCGCGCGCCCUUGGGGGUGGACAGACAUGAGGCGUCUCUGCCGCUGCACCCGUCGACCCUGUCGGUCGAACGAAACGAUGGCCAAGAUGCGACCGAUAAGCAUCACAGUGCUGCUCUGCCGGUCUCGAAUGAGCAAGGCCUCCCUCCCCCUCCGCCGCCUUCGACCGCAGCACCGGCGGCGGCGGCCCCAUCCACCGCCAUCGACAUCGUCCGGACGCACCACGAGCCUGCGGUUGCACACGACACGCCGAGAGACGGCUCGAGCAUGGGCUCCGUUACCGAUAUCCCAUCACUGCCGGGCUUCACGCCGUGCUCGCUGACGUCGAGCUCCCCAGCGUUCGGCACCAACAUGGCCAAGACGCCGCGGACGCCCUUCUCGCCCAACGAGGAGCUGCAUCCAUCUGUCAUCGCAGUGGAAGGCGCAUCGGGUGUGCACCACCUCUACCGCGACGGCAACGCGGCGCUCGGCGCGCUCUCCGAUCGGCCGACGUACCAGGACCCGCCUCGAGCGCCGUUCGAGUACGCAUCGCCCCCGGCCAAUCCGCAAAGCGUACAUGGGACCGCCGCAGAGUUCGAGCACGUGUCCAAGGCGCCCCCUCUGGUUCCGAUCGCCUUCCUUCCCCUUGCCCAGCAGAGGGAGCAGCGGCGUCGCCUCAACCUGCAGCGAGGCGGCCAGUAUCCGCCGGACCUCUCGCACAAGUAUGGUCAACUGGGCAAGUUCGGCACCUGGCUUACCAGCGGCGGCGGCAGCAGCAGCGGUGGGAGGCCGACGACGGAGAGGCCCCGCAUCAGCACCCACAGAAGCGUCUCCUCGAGCGUGUCUGCUGCUGGCACCGCGCAUGCGCCCACUUCUCGCGACCAACAGGCUUCUGCAUGGGUGGACGACCCAAUGUCGUCCUCAUCACCAUCCAAGCGGAUCGCCUCGGGCCCCGCACACCUGGCAGACGGCUCGAAGCAGAUGCGCUCGAGGGAGGAGAUCCGCCAGCUUCGCAUCAGCCGUUUCAAGAUGCCAUUUGUAUCCGGUGCCCGCCGCGAUCGAGAGGGCGCCGGACAGGUUGCGGACAGGGGCGCCUUCGACGAGAGGGCGUAUCGUGCAGCUCACCAGAGCGAGAGCAACUCGAGCUCGGAUGAUGACGAUGACGACGAUGAAGAGGAAGACGACGACGACGAUAGCAGCAGCGGCACGGACGAGGAUGCAACGGCACCGCAGCGGGAUGCCCAUCAUCUGCAGCUCCUGCAGCGCGUCUCGGCCUGUAACGACCUGCAUCGACCCGGCCACUUCGGGGCUCUGCUCGGCAGGAACACGUCCUCGAUCGUCCCACAUGAGCUCGGCGAUGGCGACGCCAAGGAGUCUGUCCCUGCGACCGGCGCCGCCCACGAUGCCGCCGUCGCUCCGUCUAUCCGGCCUCUGGAUCCAGCGAGGAUCGCAGUCGGCGCGCAGGGCUCCGUCCUGCAGAUGGCGCCGACGUCGCUGCCAUUCUGGGACAAGCUUAACCUCGAGGCGGUCGGUGGACGAAAGGACUGCGUCGUCAAGGUGCUGCAGCUGCCCAGAUCGCACGAGGGGCAGGAGCAGGUGCACGCCUGGCUCGAGCAGGUCAGCCGCGCCUUUGAGGCCUUUGGACUGGGCUCGCACACCGCCGCUGCCGAGGCGCUGCUGACGCUAGGCGACGGGCUCGACGUCGGGCUCGCCAGCUGCCUGGACGCGCUGCCCCGCGAGACCUGGCUCGACACGAUCGGGUCGAUUGCAGGUCGGGUGCAGUCGCACCUCAAACAGGGCAAGCACGUCGUCCUGUACGCCGUCCAGGGCGCCGACUCGGAAGCGUGCCGGCGCUCGGGCUUCCGCGGCCUGGUCCGGCUGGACCACGAGCUGCGCUCGAUGCUGCAGGACCUCGUCGGCGAGGCGUCGGGUCGCUUCAUCGUCCGGCCCGUCUCGCCAGAAACGAUCUCUGAGAGCGGCUGCGUCGGACUAGGCAGGGUUGGCGAUGGCAUGCGUGCCUUUGUCUUUUCGCUCUACGACCAGCUGCAGAGAGUGGUCCAGCGUCGAGUGCCAAAGCUGCUGCAUCCAGAGCAGGCCACGCUACACGCGGCGCUGGUCCAGUAUCCGUCAUUCUCGAUCGUCCCGACCGGCGUCGAGCGCGGCGGCGACCGCAUUCCCCGUCUUGGCCGCUUCGAGCAGCAGUGGCUGCAGCCCUCGCUGAGCAUGCUCGAGGAUGGCCUCUUGCUCCAUAUCGCCUACGACCUCCGGCCGCCCGCAUCGGCGUUUUGCGAUGGCGCCGCUGCGAGGGCCGAUGGGCAACUGCCGGCGGACGCCGGCGAAGCCUACCGCGAACAGGGCGCUGGCGCCGCUGGGCUCGUCUUCCUCUCGAGCAUCGACGAGCGCGCUCAAGCACACGACGUGCGCGUGUGCAAGGAGUCCUCGGCGGACCUCAAGGCUGCGCUCUCGGCGGUGUGGCGCUACGCCCUGCAGCGGGCUCGACGGGCCAACGUCGCUUGGCGGAUCGUCAUCUGCCGAUCCGGCGGGAUGAGCGUCGAAGAGGCGCGCGCGUGGUCCGACCUCGCCGAGCAGGGACGCGCGACGGCCGAGGGCCUCGGCGGCACGGACGCCCACAUCAAGGACGUGACGAUCGCCUGCCUCGAUGCCGAUUCGGCGCCCAUUCUCGUGCCGACAGCGACGGCGCCGCCUCCGAGCACCAAGUGGUCCGGCGCCGCCGUCGCGAACGCGACCUCGCAGCAGCAGCAGCAGGGCGUCCUGCACGAUGUGUCGUCGCUCUGCUACGCCGUCUACCCGCGUCCGCGCCUCAUGGUGAACGCAGGCCGCGGUGAACGCGGGCACCGGCACGGCGAGAUGCUAGCGCUGCGGACCUCCCUGCUCGUCCACUGUUCCCGCAGAGGGCCUUUUGGCCUGCCAAUGUGGGAUGGCGGAGCAUCUGACGCCGACGACGAGCAGGAUGAUCAAGCGGCUGCCAACGCCCUUCCGACCGUCCAAUGCGUACAUCUGCUGCAGGUCUACCGCAGCCGCUCGACCUCGAAUCCAGACCGGGACCGGGAACAGCCAGCGUCGUCUUUCGGCGCGGGCGGCGUGGGCAAGGAUGCCGUCGACGACCCAGGUCCUAGCCUGGAUCAGCGGCUGCGCGACGUCACGCAGAGCUUCCACGACCUCGAGAUUGUCACCCGCUCCCGGCACCAGAUCCCGCGUCCCUGGUCGGAGCUGCCCUGGCAUCUGGCCGUCGUCCAGAUGCUGGCCGCCUACCUUGCCUAG
Messenger RNA from Pseudozyma flocculosa PF-1, 6258 nucleotides. RefSeq lists its product as uncharacterized. The record is from RefSeq and is a predicted model, not a curated record. The transcript is spliced from 6 exons. Gene Ontology annotation, biological process: regulation of transcription by RNA polymerase II. Gene Ontology annotation, molecular function: transcription coregulator activity. Gene Ontology annotation, cellular component: mediator complex. Bases 1 to 6258 code for a protein of 2085 amino acids. Lineage: Eukaryota; Fungi; Basidiomycota; Ustilaginomycetes; Ustilaginales; Ustilaginaceae.